AACGGUAGAGUAUGUUUAGUGUCUUUCUCGAUCGCGUCUGCGGCGUGUGCAAACUUUCGUCGCGGCAGUCGUCGUACCACUACUACUACCGAGCGCUCGCGCCAAAAAUCAUCCUCGAUAAUGUGAUUGCUCGUUGCAGCAGCGGCACAAGCACAAGCGCGAUCAUCACGGACUUGAGCUCGCAGACGAGCGAUAAUCGAGAGAUUGUUAUAUUAUUCGCGUCGAUUCGAUUGUUAUUGCACGCCGCGCGUCGUUGUUGUCUGCAGUUUCGGCGGCUCGUCUCGCAAAGACGACGACGACGGAUCUGGACGUGUUUUUUUCGUGCCGCUACUACGACAACAACCACCGACGACAACGGCAGCAGCACCGUUACCGUCGCGAUGUCGGACAGCAUACAGGUGGCCAUCAAAGUCAGACCGCUGAUCAGACGCGAGAAGGAUGAAAAUCUGCCGAUACAAUGGCUGGUCAGCGACAACACCAUCGCGCCGACUGAUCCGGAAAAGAAAAGCAGCAGCUUCCAGUUCGAUCACAUAUUCGAUUCGCAAAAAAACAAUGACGACGUCUUUCAAACGGUGGUCAAGCCCAUCGUCGGGGCCUCGGUCAACGGCAUCAACGGCACGGUGUUCGCCUACGGACAGACGAGCUCCGGCAAGACUCACACGAUGAUGGGAACCGCCAGCGAGCCGGGAAUCAUACCGCUGGCCGUGGAGCACAUGUUCGACGCGAUCGCCGAGACCUGUCACAGGGAGUUUCUGCUGAGGGUCUCCUAUUUGGAAAUUUACAACGAAAAAGUCAACGACUUGCUUGACACCUCGGCUACGGAUUUAAAGCUGAGGGAGGACUCCAACGGAUACGUGCAAGUUCUCAACAGUAAAGAGGAAAUCGUCAGCAGUCCCGAUAAUAUUUUAGCUCUCAUGAAGAAAGGUGAUAAGAAUCGUAGUAUAGGACAGACGGAUAUGAAUGAGAGGAGUAGUAGAAGUCACACGAUAUUUAGAAUAACUGUGGAAAGUCGAGAUGAAAGUAGUGAUUCAGAUGGUGCCAUUCAAGUGUCGCAGUUAAACUUAGUUGACUUAGCAGGUUCAGAAAGAGCACGACAGACAAAUGCCACGGGUGAAAGAUUUAAGGAAGGCACGCAUAUUAACAUGUCGCUAUCAACUCUUGGGCUAGUAAUUAAGCAGCUCAGUGAAUCUUCUGAACCAGGCUCUAAAUAUGUAAAUUUCCGAGAUAGUAAAUUGACAAGAUUGUUGCAAGCAUCUUUAGGAGGUAAUGCAAUGACUGCUAUAAUUUGUGCUGUUACACCGGCUGCUUAUGAAGAAACUCAGUGUACCUUAGGUUUUGCUUAUAGAGCAAAGAGUGUUAAAAAUAAACCACAAGUUAAUGAAGUGUUGUCUGAUGCUGCAUUACUAAAACGAUACAAAAAGCAACUUGCUAAAUUGAAUGAAGAACUUGAAAAACUAAAAAAUGAUAACAAAGUUCAAGUUGUUUUGGAAAUGGAAUCAAAAUUACAAGAAAAAGAGCACAAAUUACAAGAAACGGAUAGACAAAAUCAAAUGCUUGAAGAGAGAAUACAACUUUUAAAGAACAGCAUUAUAUCCGCUGGAAGUUCUAUAAAAGAAGAAAAUCCUUCACUGAUUCCACGAGCUAAACGAAGACGUACAUGGGCUGGUGAUCGAGCUGCAAGUUCUCGUUUCAGUCUUUUACCUAGAUCCUUUAACUUACCAACUAUUAAAGAGACUCCACAUAGUCCUGAUUCAAAAUCUAAUGAUAGAGACAGAAAAAAAAAUCUUCAGAAAAGGAAAAGUAUUAUUCAAACAAUCAAUCUUAAUGAUGAGUCUUUUGAAACUGCAUUUACAGACUUUGAAUUAGAAUUAAUUAAAGUGGCCAAAGAACGUGAGGAAGAAUAUGAUUCGGCUAUGGAUACUACAAUGGAUAAAUAUCACCACAGAAUAAGCUCAAGAUCAGAACCUUGUGUCAAGUUCCAAGAUGAUGUUGAAAUACAUCAAUUGAGUAGUAUUAGUGAAUGGAGUGAUGCUUCAACUAUUGACCCUAGGAGUACACCUGGUAAAAGAAAACGACAAAUUAUUAUAGAGUCUCCAGGGACUCCAAAAUCUGUAUUGAGAGAAAGAUUGGAUUAUCUUACAGAAGAAUAUAGAGCAUUGCGUGAGUUUACAACUCUAGAAAAGCAAAUUCUUUCGGAUGAUAAAACAGAUGGUAGUUCUCAAAGCGAAACAAUAUUUUUAAAAAAUCAGGUUGAUGGAUUAAUAAAGAGACUUGAACAAAAAAAUAAUUAUCAGACAGAGUUGGAAGAACAAUUAAUGCUUUGUCUAACUUGCAUCAAAGGCCUAAGUACGAAAAUUCCAGAUAUUUUAGAGCUAUGGAAACCAAAUAUUUUUAAUGAAGAAGGAGGAGAAGUAGAUACCUUUGCAGAACUAAAAAAGCUGGAAAGAAUUUUAGAAGAUCUGGAAAACGAAGCAAGCCAUGGUGAACCAAAACUGACAGCUUUGGAAAAGAAGUUAACUGAUGAUUAUAACGAGUGCGCUGAGGAACUGAAACAAGUUCAAGUUCAAAAAGAGCUACUUAUUACUGAAAAUUUGGAACUCAAACAAGACCUCCUCAAGGAAUCAGAUAAGCAGAAGAAGAACGAAGGUCUUAUGCAAAAUUUAAGAGUUGACACUGAUUGUUUAAUGGCAAAGUUGAUUGAAAAAAAUAAUGAACUUUCAAAGCUUAAAGAAAGAGUGGUAGAAUUGGAAAAAUCCAAUAGUGAAAUGGUACAAACAAUUUCUCUUAACAAACAGGAAGAAUCAUUUACAUUAGUUGAUACGUCAAACAUCAAAAAUGAGAGUACUGAAAAAAUGGUUUCUGAAACAGAAAAUAGCGAUGAAAGUUCGUUAAAACGUGAAAUUUCCGAAUUAUCACAAAUUAUUGAAGAAAAAAAUUCUUCAAUAGAGGAAUAUCAACGUACAGAAGCUAAUAUGAACUUGAAGAUUCAAGAACUACAGAACUGUUUGGAAAAAUUACAAAAUUCUACCCAAAAUGAGACAAAUAAAAUGGAAAACUUAUCUAAAAUAAUAGAAGAUCAAGCAGUAGAAAUAAACCAAUAUAAGCAGGUUGAAGAGGAUAUGAAAAAAGAGAUGGAAGAACUACAAAAAACGUUACUAAUUUAUAAAGAAAAAGAUCUGGAGAUUUCAAAUUUACAGAGCAUUAUCAAAGAGAAGUCAGAAGAAAUUUCAAAAUAUUUACAAUUCGAAGAGAAAACUAAAAAAGAAAUCGAAUAUUUGAAGCAGUGUAUCAACAAUUCUAGUCAAGCAAAACAAGUAUCAGAAGAAUACCAAAUUGAUAGUAAUUUGUCCAGUAAUUAUCAAAUUGAAAACAUCGAUAUUUCCGAACUUCAAGCAUUAAUUCAAACUAAAUCAUUUGAAAUUGAGAAGUAUCAAACUUCCGAAAUGGAACUAAAACUUGAAAUUGAACAAAUGAAACAAGCUCUAGAAAAUUUGAAAAAUACUGAAAUAAACACUUCAUCAAACUCUCAAACAGAGUAUUUAUCACUCAAUUUCGAUAAAUUGAAAAAUGUUCAAGAAUGCGAGCUUAAAAUCGCUGAACUUUUACAAGUAAUUAAUGAUAAAACCAAUGAAAUUGAAACAUUCACUGAAACAGAAAAACAUCUAAGAAAUGAAAUUGAAACAUUAACGGAUAGAGAAAAAUAUCUAAGAAAUGAAAUUGAAAGAUUAGAAAAUUGCUUGACAGAGCUCAAUGAGAAAUCAUGUGAUGCAACUACACAAAAUACAGUUUCCAGCAACAAAGAUGAUGAAUGUAAUGCUCAUUUACAAAAAAUGCAAGAACAAGCUUUAGAAAUUGAGCAAUAUAAGCAAACAGUAACGGAAAUGCAAGAGGAGUUACAGAGUCUUCAGGUUACUUUGGCUACAAUGGCAAAUAUUGAAUCAAUAAAAGAGAAAGAAAGCACUAUUACAGAACUUUCUGAAAUCCUCAAAGAAAAAGAAUCCGAGAUAGAUUACUUAAAACGAUUAGCAAAUGAUGAAAAAAUGAAAAAUGAGAAUUUAGAACAGCUUAUUAAAUCUGAUGAUGAAUCUCUUGCUGAAUCAGUUUCUAAACUUGUUGAUGCCGAAGAAAUUUCUAGACUCUCGUCUAUAUUGGACGAAAAAUUACUAAGUCUCUCACAGUAUAAAAAAUCUGAAGAAGAACUAAGAAAUCAAAUGGAAUUGCUGCGAAAAGAAAAGUCUGAUAUUCAUGAAAGUGAAAAGAUGGCUAUGGAGCUUACUGCAUCGGAAAAGUUGAAGAUUUAUGAAGAAGAAAUAGAAAUUCUCAAAAAGCAAUCAGAUUUGAACGAAGAACUUAAAUCAAAAGUGGAUUUGCUUGCAAAUGAUAUUGAAACAAAAUUAAAGACAAUUGAGGAUUUAAAUUCUCUAAAUGCAAAACUUCAAUUAGAUCUUGAUUCAAAAGUUAAUGAAAUGACUCAAAAAAAUCAGUUGCUUGUAAAUGAUAUUGAAAUGAAGAUGCAGACAAUUAAGGAUUUAAAUUCUCUAAAUGCAAAACUUCAGCUAGAUCUUGAUUCAAAAGUUAAUGAAAUGACUGAAAUACAACAUACUUUUGAAAUCAAAAUAAAAGAACUUGAACAAAAGCAGAACAUUGUUAUGACGGAAAAAAAUGAACUGUUAGAAAAAAUUAAUAAUUUACAGUCUAAUGAUGGUUCUAAACUUAAAGAUUUAGAAACGGAAUUAGCUGAUUUAAAUAUUAUUGUUGAUUGUUUGCGAUUAGAAAAUGAUAACUUGAAAAAACGUUGCUCUGAUUUUGAAAAAAUGAGCAGUAAAAUUAACUCAUCGCUUGUGACAAAUAAAACGCCAAAAACUCCAGAAACACCUCUUGAGUUAAUCACUGAUUCUGUCAUAGAAAGUUCACCAAAAAGUAUAGAACAACAGGUGGUAACUGACAAUGAAGUUCAAGAAUGUUCAAUAAAUGUAAACGAUUUAGUUGAAGUAGAUAAUCAUACCAAACAACCACAAGUUGAAAUGAUGACAGAUCCUCAAAAUGUACCUGCUAAAACUAAUGUUGUAGACACUCCUCAACUGUCCACGAAAAAACUUGAGUUAGAAUCAAGCAGUAUAUUUGCAAAUCAAACUUACUUUGAUAAUAUGUCUAUGAUGACUGAUGACUGCACUGGUUAUAUUGGAACUGAAAUAACAGAAACUAUAGACAUGACUGCGUUCAGUAAAAUUUUACCUGUGAAUCAAGGAUCAGAAAAAGUGCAAAAACCAUCUGAUGAUAAUCAGAAUCUAAGUAAGCUUGAAGAUGUAAAUACAAUCAAUAAGGACAGGAAAAUGGAAGAUUCAAGUCCUAUUAAUGAUAUUAGUAAAAUCACUGAUCUGAAUAGAACAGAAGAUGUCCAAUCUCCAUCUCUACAUACCUCUUUAAUGUCAAAUGAAUCUCUUACUUUGGAAGAAUUAGAAAGGAUCAGAGCAGCUUUGGAAAAUGAUAACAUUAAAUUGCGCUCCGACUUACAAAGAAGAAUUCAGGAACUUGAAGAAGUCCAAAAAGUAGUGACUGAUUUUAAAACUAUGCUAGGAAAUUUGGAGCAAACAGUUAAUGUUUUGACUGAUGAAAACAUGGACUUAUCAAAAAAGCUUUCUAAAGAGAGAGAAAGUAGCAGUCAAGUUGUCAGUAAUUUCCAGUUGGAGAUAGAUACGUUAACAUCAAGACUUUCAGAGAUCUCAGAAGAAAAAACUAAGCUCAUUGAUGAAAUCAAUAUUGUUAAUGAACAGCUUGAGAACUUACGUGGAACUUCACCUGUUGUAACCGAUGAAGAUACUAAAAAGAAGAUGGAUGAGUAUCAAACAAAAAUCAGAGAAAUGGAAAGUGAAAAUAUUGAUUUAUCAACCAAAGUUAUGGACUUGAUCGAAGAGAUGGAUAGAAUCAAGGAGAGUAAAGUUCAAGCUUACGAUCACGAGUGCAUUUAUAAAAAUAAAUUGGAUGAGGUCAAUGAAAAGAUACAGUGUACUGAAAAAGAAAAUAUUGAAUUAUCAAGUGACUUGACUUUGCAAAUAGAAGAAUGUGACAAACUGAAGGAAACGGUUGAUGUAUUGAGGCAGCAACUAAAAGCUUACACCGAACAGCAGAAGGAAUCGAGCGAAAAUGUCGAACUGUUGGAAUGCCUGAAGCAAGAAAACGAGCGUUUGGCAAACGAAGUUAUCGAGUUGCGGGCAAAAGCAACACAGUUGAAUCGAGAAAAUACAAACUUGUCGACUCACAUUGCUUUGGAGAAUAGCGAAGAAUUGAACGAAUCGACGAUUAACGAUCGCCGCAAGAGCGCCUCGUUCGUCAUGGACACUUCCGUAAGUAGCGAGAGCGGCUUCAACACGUCAUCCGUCAAAUUCCGCAUCAAAGAGCUCGAGGAUCAAGUUGACUCACUGACCAUACGCAACAAAAAAUUGAGCGAGCUCAAGCUCACGAACUGCAGUCAAUGCGUUCAUUUGAAGGAAAUCAACGAGAGUCGGAGACUCAUGAAACUUGAGAUCGAAACUCUCAAUAAAAAACUUCUCGAUGUCCAGAAGAAAUAUGAAAAGAGAUGCGAAGAAUCGGAAUCGCUCAUAACGAACGCGCACGAGGGUGUCAAUACAAGCUUGAAAAAUUUGAGCAUGCUCGAAAUGACCUUGAACGAAAGCUGUUACGAAGGAUUGAACGUUACAGUGAUGGAGGAAAAGGUUCACCAAAUGUCUAAUGUCCUGGAAGAAAUGCAAGAAAAUAACGCUCGGCUGUCGAACCAAUGCCAGGAGAAGUGUCUAGAACUGGAAAAACUCCAAGCGGAAAAUAUAUCACCAAAUAGUCCAACAUCGGUGGAGAAGAAACGUUCGAAAUCGAAUUCACGAAAAACUUCGGCAAGAAUUCAAACACUCUUGAAGGAUGUCGAGAGAAUGAGCAGCGAGUUUCAAGAAUUGAAACGGCAUAACGACAAAGUUGGCGUUACUUUGGACAAGUUUAGAGCAGAAAAAAAUGAUGUCCUAAGAGAAAUCGAGACUUUGAAAGAAGCCAACAACGAGUUAAAAAAUCAAUACGAUAAGGCUCAAACAACUGUCCAAUGUUACGAAGACAAAAUCAAACUUCUCGAAGAAGAAUUGGAAAGUCUGUACAAGAAAGCCGAAAUUACCAAUGCAACUGAAGUAGAAAUUCAAUCUCAGAAACUCGAAAUUGAGGUACAAUGCGAAAGCUUGCUCAAAGAAAAGAAAGAUUUAUUAUCAAGAAUUGAAGAAGCCGAGGACAACUUCAAGAAAGAGCUUGAAAGUUGUAACAGUCGAAUUGGUGAUUUUGAAAAAGAGAACAAUAACUUGAAAAAUGAAAUCUUGAAGCUUGAAGAUAUAGUGCAAAAUCUCAGAGGUAAUAAUCAAAGCAUUAUCGAGGAUAAAUUGCAAGAAGAAGUUGACGAGGCAAAGUCUAGAAUGAUCAAAGAAAUAAAAUCUAUGUCCAAUUUGCCCGAGGACGAGGUGAAAUCACUAUCAAAGCAAUCUGUCACCGACAUUUUCGUUAAUUUCGUGACCACUCUUCUCGCAAAAGAACAAGAGAUGGUGAAACAAAUUCAACAAAAUUCCGAAAGAAAACAACGAAAACUUGAGGAAGAAAGAAAGCAGAGUAGCGAUGCUGAAAAACGAGCGAACGCUUGGGCCAAAACGUUGGAGACGGAUCUCGAGAAACUUCAAGGAGAUUGCUCAAAGCUCGAGCACAAAAAUGCACGCUUGAUGCAAGAUAUUCAAAAAUUGGAAGAGUGUCUGAAAGAGGCUCAUCACGAAAACCAACAGUUGCUCGGUAACAUCGACAAUUUCGAGCAAGAAAUCAUCUCCCUACAAAAGGAGCUCGACCAGAAGGCCAAAAGUGAAAUCGAUCGCGAUUCAGCUAUCAGCGCAGCUCAAGAGAAAGAGAGAUUAUGCAGAAAUAAGGACGAAGAGUGGGAGGCGCGUCUUCGCAUGGAGAGAGACGAGCAUCUUCGCGAAGUCGAAGAGCUUCAAUCAGAACUGAAUUCUUGCAAAUCGAAUAACGAUGAUCUCAAGAAUACGAUCGAAGGUUUGGAUCUGGAGAUCGAGCAUCUUAAAAGUACCAUCUCGUGCAAAACCAGCGAGUGUUCAUCGUCCUUGCAACAAAUUGAAAUAAUGGAACAAGAAAUUUCGCGCCUGGAAGAAACCAUUCAGCAUCUUAAAGAUGAAAGCACAGAAAAAAAUAAGAACAUUGAAGAGAUUACCAGGUUGCUCAAGAUCAAAUGCGACAUGCUUACGGAAUACAAGACCAGGGCUGAAACUUGGCAGCCCGAGUACGAAAAUAUGCAAGCUCAGCUAGCCGAAAGAAAAAUGGUUAUUGAAAAAUACAAAGAAGAGAUUAACAAUCUGAAGUUGGAGAACAAAAAGCAGCUUGAUAUUCUGCAAGACAAACUUUCAUCUGAAGAAAUUAAAUCAUCUGGCUUGAAUAAGCAGCUUACAGACAUCAAAAAUAAAAAUAUUGCUUUAUCUACUACCAUUGAAGAGUUCAAAGAUCGUUGUUCGGAGCUUGAACGAGAAAACAGUAGUCUUCAACGGAAGGUGAGAAAUAGUACGAGCAAGGUUCGAGUGGAAAACGAAAUGCAAGAACUCCAAGAUGAAAAUCGCUCUUUGAAAAAUCAUCUAGAGGGAUCUUACAAUCGUAUCAAGGAACUGCAAGAAUCCAAAUCGCAAGUUCAGCGUGAACUAUCGGAAGCUCAAGGAAAGGUCGAAAUAUUGGAGCACGAGUUGAAUGCUAAUAAAAUAGCACUGGAGUCCUUGCGAGACAAAUACAACAAUGAUAAUCUGCAGAAACUUCGAGAUCAUUACGAAGAAUUAUUGCGCGAAAAGAACAACAUCGUACUAGAAGUUGAAGAGAAGAAAAUGAUCAUUGCCAGCAAAGAUCAAAAGCUCGUCGAGUACAGUAUUGAAAUUGAGACUUUGAAGAAAAAAAUCCAAUAUUUGUCCAAAGAUAAAUCGGUUCUGGAAGAUAAAAUCAACGAACUUUUCAAAGAAAGCGAAAAAUUACAGAAUCAAAUAAUGUCUUGCGGCAAAGAUAAGGAUCUUGCAUUCAAGCAAGUCACCGAGGAAAAAAUUAAAAUGCAACAAGACAUGGAAAACCUCAUGACCAAAAACAAAGAACUUGAUGAUGAAAUGGAAGAACUUGUUCUUCACAUCAAACAACAAGAAAACGAGAUCGCCGAUCUACAAGAUCGUUUGAUCACAGGCGCCAUGGGAACUGCCAACUUGGAAAAACUUCGUACUUUCGAGGAGGAAAAUGAAAAACUGAAAAUUGAUUUGCGAGUUGCCGAAGUCAACACUGGCAAAUUACAAAAUGAAAUAAUUCGUCUUGGCGCAGAUAAUAAGUUCUUGUCUGGUCGCAUCGAAGAUAUGAAUAUCAAAAUUGCCGAUUUAAUGGAAUCGAAAACUGGCAGUCGUAACAGCUCUAAGAGUAGCAGCCCAACGACCCAGAAAAGUAGGCGUCGCUCUAGACGUAGUAACGUUUUUAAUCAACACAGAAACAUCGAAGAAGUUGAUAAUAGAGAUGUAACUGAUAAUGAAUCACCAUCGUCAACGCCAACACCGCCUCCAAGUUUUUCCUCUUAUCAAGGAUGCCAAGCUUGCAAUGAUCUUAAGAACCGUAUCCGUGAAAUGUCAUUGGAUCUAGUUUCUCGAAAUAAUAAGAUAACAAUGCUUGAAGUACAACUGCAAGCUGAAAGUUUCCCUUACCAAGUGAAGUGUAACGAACUGCAAGAAGAAUUGUUGAAUUUGAAAACAGAAAAUUCUAGUUUCAAACUUGAAAUUCAAAAAUGGCAACGAGCUUUGAUGAAGGAUAGUUCAAGAGAAUGUAAAAUUUGUCGACAGAAAAGUUUAAGUAAACGUGACGCAGGCAUUCAAGUCAACGAGGAAUCUAAAGUCAGUUUAACUGGAAUGAGUAGUGGCAUCGUUCAGGAUCACUUAAGACUUGAGAAAAUGGAAAAAGAACGGAAUUGGAUGAAAGAAUUGUGCAGAAGUCGCGCGAGAAGAAUAAAAGAAUUGGAGCAAAAAUUAACUGAGUUUGAAAAUGUGAAAAGCAGUUAGUGUAAUUGAGUUUUUAUAUUUAUUAGACAAGAUCUUCAAAUUAUUGAUAUUUGUUUUAUAUCUGUGCAUAGUUACGUAAAGUUUAUAAACUCUUAUUAAGUAUAUUUUAAAAUUUCCAUUUCACCAAGAGGUAAACCUCUUCAUAAGGUGAAAUUUAACAUGUAGUUAUUUAAAUCGUUAUAAAGCUAUAAAAUUUUAUACCGAAAAAUCAAAAUAUCCGCCGCCCCAAAGUAUUUUUUUACAAUCAAAAAUAUAUAGUUAUAUUGAUUAUGUUAUAUGUUAAUAGUAAAAGAAUAGCACACAGUUGACAUAUUUUUAAAAUAAUGUCACUAUGAGAUAUCGUUAAGUACAACAUUUGACGUACCCACAUAUGUAUAGAAUACUAUUUUUCAUGUGUGUAAAGUGUCCUUAAGAAAUUAACUCGUAUGUUUUAUCUUGCCAUUGAUUACAAAUCAAAUUUAAUAAGAAAAUGGAACUUUUUUAGUUUUUUUAUUAAAUUUGAAAUGCAAUAUCGGAAAUAUUGACUCGUUAUUUCCAGUGAUUAUACGUCAAUUUAUACAUUCACGCUAUGAAUUAAACGUUGCAUGACAUAAGUUUGCGGAAUAAUGUCGAAGCAUAGCCAAAACAGAUUUCUUGAAAACAAUUUUCAGCAAUACGCGAAAAAUUGUUUAUUUAUUUUAAUACUGUGAAUUUUUUACCAGAUUGUCUGAUAGAUAAUAAAGUAUGUAAGACAAUGUCUUCUAGUACAAUAAAUUUUGAUAUUUUUAGUAAA
Molecule: messenger RNA, 10863 nt
Organism: Trichogramma pretiosum
Lineage: Eukaryota; Metazoa; Arthropoda; Insecta; Hymenoptera; Trichogrammatidae
Product: kinesin-related protein 4-like
Exons: 9
Coding region: 12-10091 (3359 amino acids)
Biological process (GO): mitotic cell cycle; microtubule-based movement
Cellular component (GO): microtubule
Molecular function (GO): ATP binding; plus-end-directed microtubule motor activity; microtubule binding
Source: RefSeq, a predicted model, not a curated record